AACAUAUUACAACUCUUGCCAUGCUAAGAAUAUCAAAGACUUUGUUUUCAAAUCUUAACAAUAUCAAUCGAUUCGCUUAUCAUACCAUAAGUGACCAAAUAUAACUUACAGAUUUUUGUAUUAAGGUAUUUUAGAUUAAUAAGGAAGGAAAUUUAAAGAAAAUAAACAACCAAGUUUAGGAACAAAUUCUUAAGAUUAGGAGUUGAUGGAGCAUGUAACAUCUUAUCAUAUAUAAUGUAGAGGGAUGUUCAGGGUUUAAAUACUCUUUUAAUUUUGAUGAUUAAAUUUUAGAUGAUGAUUAUGUUCUGAAACUAUAAAACGAAAUUAUAUUUGUUGUUGAUGAAAUAACACUCAAAUUUGUUAAUGGAUGUGUCAUUGACUACGAAGAUAAGAUGAUCAGAGCAGCAUUUUAUGUAAAUUAAAUAUUUAAUCAUAUUAGGUCUAAGAAAAUCCGAAUGCAGAAAAGUCAUGCAGUUGUAAAGCAUCAUUUGCUCCAAAACCUGAGUUAUUAUGACCAUCAUAUAAUU
Molecule: messenger RNA, 527 nt
Organism: Paramecium octaurelia
Lineage: Eukaryota; Ciliophora; Oligohymenophorea; Peniculida; Parameciidae
Source: the annotation of a GenBank genome assembly